UAUCGGUUUCGGUUCCCACCGUCCUCCCCGCCGGCCAUGCCGCUCGCCAUGGCCACUCCCACCACCGCCGCCCACCUCGCCUCACCGCCCCUCCUCCCCUCCUUCCCCACCACCCCGCGCCGCCGGCACCUCGCCGCCCCGCGCCGCGGCGCCCGCCUCGCCUCCGUCCCAGACCCCGGGGCGGGGCCCCUGGAGUACACGCCCUGGCUCAUCGCCGGCCUCGGCAACCCCGGCGCUAAGUACCACGGCACGCGCCACAACGUGGGGUUCGAGAUGGUGGACCGCAUCGCGCGGGAGGAAGGCGUCGCCAUGAACACCAUCCAGUCCAAGUCCCUGCUCGGAGUAGGUUCAGUUGGGGAUGUCCCAGUGUUGCUGGUAAAGCCGCAAUCAUACAUGAAUUACUGUGGUGAAGCAAUUGGACCACUUGCUGCCUAUUACCAAGUACCUCUGCGACACAUUCUUGUGAUUUAUGAUGAGACGAGUCUGCCCAAUGGUGUAUUGCGAGUUCAACGGAAAGGUGGUCAUGGCCGCCAUAAUGGCUUACAGAACGUAAUUGAGAAUUUGGAUGGAUGCCGGGAGUUUCCUCGUUUAUCGAUAGGCAUUGGUAGCCCACCUGGUAAAAUGGAUGCACGAGCUUUUCUUCUGCAAAAGUUUAGUUCAGAGGAACGUGUUCAGAUUGACACCGCGUUGGAGCAAGGGGUGGAUGCUGUGAGGACUCUGGUGCUCAAGGGUUUUAGUGGAAGUAUUGAGAGAUUCAAUCUGGUGCAGAAGUACAAGUUCAACAGGGUUUGAUGUAGAUGCUUGGAUCUGCCUACUUUUGGAAGAUGCAUGAAUACACACCAACAUUGUUGGAAGUGUUUGAUGUGCUAAUUUGCAUAUCCUACU
Lolium rigidum is the source of this 885-nucleotide messenger RNA. RefSeq names its product chloroplastic group IIB intron splicing facilitator CRS2, chloroplastic-like. Gene Ontology annotation, molecular function: peptidyl-tRNA hydrolase activity. Lineage: Eukaryota; Viridiplantae; Streptophyta; Magnoliopsida; Poales; Poaceae. The transcript has 8 exons. Bases 37 to 792 code for a protein of 251 amino acids. The record is from RefSeq and is a predicted model, not a curated record.